AACAAUGCGCAUUCGAGGUUAUGUAACAGUUGCGCAUUUUUCGCGCUUGACUUAUAUUACAAAAAUUACUCCUAUCAAAAUUUGUCGUUGAAUUAAAUAAUAGAAGCAAAAAAAAAAUCAAUUAAAUUUGCCUUUAUUUCUAAAGUUUAAAAAAAAAUAGUAAAGCGCCAUGAAUAUAAACGGAGCAGAAUGCUUUUAUUAUCAAUAUAUCAUGAAAUGUCAAGGUCGUCGCGACUUCAAAGUGUCCCUAGGUACAAUGUAACAUCAAAGUUUAUUAUUUCCUUCGUUUAGUUCUUGUCGGGGGCAUAUAUUUUAUUUUUUUCUAAACAUUUUUCAUCAACUGCUGGUGUGAUAAAAAUUACACAUUUUUACCAAUAAUAAUAAUAAUAGAAUGCCCCCAAGUCGUCUUGAUGCCGUCUAUAGGAGUAUUUUACUCACAAAAUUCUUCACUAAAGGCUGGGGCAAUCCGGAAAAUUUACGAAGAAUAUUUGAAUUUCGAAAAGUCGUAGCUAAUCGAGAAGCAUGUUAUAAUUUAAUUCCUCCUAAUUAUCCUGUAAACAUUACAAAGGACGAAGAAUGGUCCGAUUGUCAUGUAUUGGAAGGUAAUUUUCAAUCGCCAUUCGAUUAUCAUUUACCUGAAAUAAUGCCAGAGGAGACAAAAACUGCUUAUUUUCAAAUGAUAUUACCAAAAAAAUGGACGUCACAUAAAAUAAAACCAAUUUGUUUACAUCUCGCUGGUACUGGAGAUCAUUUUUUUUGGCGUAGAAGAAAUUUAAUUGCUAAACCACUGCUCAAAGAAUCGGGAAUUGGAUCCAUUUUGUUGGAGAAUCCUUUCUACGGUUUAAGAAAACCUAAAGAUCAAAUACGUUCCAGUUUACACAAUGUUUCUGAUAUUUUUAUAAUGGGAGGCUGUUUAAUAUUGGAAUCAAUUGUUUUAUUAAAUUGGUGCGAGAAUCAUGGAUAUAGUCCUCUAGGAUUAACAGGUCUUUCAAUGGGGGGUCAUAUGGCUUCAUUGGCGGCGACAAAUUGGCCAAAGCCAAUUGUUCUUGUUCCAUGUCUUUCUUGGUCGACAGCAUCUCCAGUUUUCACAGAAGGUGUAAUGAGCGCAUCAAUAAAUUGGGCUUUACUCGAGAAUCAAUAUUUUUCAAAUAAAAUUUAUCAAAAUGAUUUAGCAAAAAUGGUCAAAAUUAUUGAUCAAGACGAUGCUUUCUUAGCAGGACAACAUUUUGCAAAACAUUAUCCAGCCAGUAUGGCAAGAAUAAAUCGAAUAAGAAAUGAAUCACAAACGACAAAUACAAAAAUAAAAACAACUAAAAAUUCAAUUUUUAGCGCCAUUGAUGAACAUUCAAAUGUAAAUGUUGACAAAGUGAAUAGUAAUAAUAAUAAUAAUAAUAAUAAUAAUAAUAAUAGUAACAACAAUAAAGUAGAAAAUUUUCAAAUUGCCGAAGAGAAGGCCGCAGCGAGAUUAUUUCCUUUAAAUCUUAUUUCAAAUAGAUUUAAAAAUACUGAUUCUGAUUCUUUAAAGGGGGUGUGCCUUUUACCAGUGUCGAAACAUCCCCUAUUUUCAGACAACAAAUGGCGAGAACACGAGGCUUAUCAAUUUAUGCGAGGAAUAAUGGAUGAAUGUACGCAUUUAAAAAAUUUUGAAUUACCAGUUGACACAGAAUUAAUAAUCGCUGUAUGUGCAAGAGACGACGCUUACGUUCCCCGUGAUGGUUGUAUGAGUCUUGAAGAAAUAUGGCCAGGCGCUGAAAUUCGUUACAUUGACGCUGGCCACAUCACUGCAUAUCUUCUUCAUCAAAAAUUAUUUCGAUCGACAAUCUCAGAAGCUUUUCAGCGCUCAAUCAAAAAAUAUCCAAUCGACAAUAGUUGAUAAUAAAAGUGUCUUUUAGAAUAAUCAAAUUUAGAAAAUGAAAGAAACAAAUUUUUUUAACGCAAUUAACUUGAUAUAAAACAUAUGAUGUAUGUUAUUUUUAUUCAACUUUUAUUGAUAAAUCAUUCAAAAAAAAAGGACAAUCAAUUACGUAAAUUGAAAUAUUUACUAAAGAAACGAACAAGAUUUUUUUGUUUUGUUUUUUGUAAACAAAAAAAUACUGCCUCAACAAUACAAUAAUUGUUAUAUA
Molecule: messenger RNA, 2123 nt
Organism: Leptopilina boulardi
Lineage: Eukaryota; Metazoa; Arthropoda; Insecta; Hymenoptera; Figitidae
Product: protein ABHD18
Exons: 9
Coding region: 392-1873 (493 amino acids)
Source: RefSeq, a predicted model, not a curated record